Sceloporus undulatus (fence lizard) is the source of this 3652-nucleotide messenger RNA. It is a transcript of the gene RFESD, whose product is annotated as Rieske Fe-S domain containing. Lineage: Eukaryota; Metazoa; Chordata; Lepidosauria; Squamata; Phrynosomatidae. The transcript has 5 exons. Gene Ontology annotation, molecular function: 2 iron, 2 sulfur cluster binding; nitrite reductase [NAD(P)H] activity. The record is from RefSeq and is a predicted model, not a curated record. The coding region runs from base 2655 to 3131 and encodes 158 amino acids.
UGUCAUAGCAUCUCAGGUUGGAGUACAAUUAAAAUCAGUAUCAAAAUGUUAAAGCAAUCAAAAUACUGUAAUUUAAAUAGACUGGAUAUAUUAAAUAUGAUUAACAUGUAAAAACAGUUUAAAAGGUUGAAACGGUUUAAAACUAUGUGCAUAAACAUUUGAAGUAACUUAGGCCCAAAGACUUUGAUAAACAACCAUGUUUUCACUUGGCACCACAAUGAAACCACUGUGGACACCAAUUGGAUUUUCAAGGAGAGGGAACCAUGCCAGUUAAAGUGGUGUCAAACUGUUCUAUUUCUGAAUUGUGGAUGUAUCCUGAGCCUAACAAUGCAAUAUGGUUUCAGUAGAUGUUUCCUUCCCACUUCUUCCACAAGUUUCCUGAUAGGCUUUGGCUUUAAAAUGUUCAAGGAGAAUCCUUGUAAAAUGUUCAUUCUAGAUAUUGUACAUACGAGAAAGUUUUUUUUUUUGUUUUAAAUUCUAAUAAUUUUGCAGUGAAUCAGAUCUGUAUUGUGCUAAGCUUCCUCUUCUGGACUGUUUUAAAGCAUUCCAGCCAUGAAUAAGCUCUAGGGGUAUGGCAUGGGAUGGGCAUAUUGCAUCACUGUUGAAAUGGUACCUCCAACCAAGCUGAGAAGAAGCCAAGCGGUGCAAGGUGGCUUCUCUCACCCCUCCUUUUCUUAGCUAUCUAAUUCUGAUCAUGGUGCCGCUAGGGAUGUUGUGCCAGUAUGUUUACAUCCACUCGCUCUUUCCUUGUACAUCAGAAACCCUCUCAGCUUGUCCCCAUCUAAUAGCCUGCUUGGCAAAAGAAUGGGUGACUCACAGGAAGAAUGGAGGCUGGAAAACACAACUUAUUAGGUUUGAUGUAUAUUGGCAAACUUUCCACUGCUAGCUUUGGCAGCUGAAAUUGUGGACGUGGUCCACACUGAAGUGGCCAUUAGCUACUCCCUGUUACAGCUCCCUGUUCGCAAAUCGCUUUCUUUUGAAUUAGUGGAAGGUCGUACGUAUUGCUGGAAGCAAGUUGAAGUGAACUUUGUUGUUUAUAUGACGGUAGCCCCAAUUUGGAAAGGAACAGUAGUAGAUCUCAGGUGUAGUGGUACAUUUUGAGUUAAACUCACAAGGAGAGGACAAAAAUGCAGACAGCCAUGUAGAUUCAUGUCAAUGAGUCAACUGUGAUUUUUCCAAGUUAGGAACACAUCUUUUGUAGAGCUGAUGGGUCUUACUUACCCAUCCAAGAAUAAAUCAUCCCAAUAUAUUGCAUUACAACUGGGAUGGCUCACAGAAAUAUAACAAUCUGUCCUAUUCUCAGAUGAAAUAGGAAAGGUUUAGGGACUGAUGAUGAUGAUCCCUCCUCAUUAAAAAGUCCCAAUGCUUCAGUCAUAAGGGAGUUCUAACUCAACUGCACCGUUGAUCUUGGCUCUCCAUAGCUGUUAAGUGAAAUUAUGUGUACAUAUUGUUAUUUAUCCAGCACAUUUUUAGUGACAAGUUAAUGGACUGAAGAAUACCAUGUUCUUUUGCUAAGAUAUCUGGCUCUUUCCCAAAGAACUAACAACCUUAACAGCAAUGACAGGAAGUAGUUUGGCUCAUGUAGGAGUUAGACCUUGGUUCUUCUUUGACUCAUACAUAAUUGGAAAAUCACUAUUGGCUAUGUGUUGUUAAAGUGGAGUCAUAAUUAAUAUUUUCAUUGCUGUGAUGCAGAGAACUCUGUUUUUUUUAGAAAACAGAGAUGAAGGGGAAAGUGAUUGCAGAACUCUCUGGAACUUAACCUCGUUAUCAAUUUAGUACAGUUAAAUGCCCCAACUUCUUAUCUACUGAGGCAGGAUGUAUUUUCGACUGUGUCAAUCCUUGCCAUGUGACUAUUGACGGUACUGUGUAUGGGCAGGCUUUAAACAUACCCAGUAAAGAACAUUGUGUAUCGAUAUAUGUGCCAUGGAUGUGAUGAUUAGGAAUUUCAGUUGGUGGUUUCAGUUUAUAAACUACUAAUUAUCUAGUAUAUUCCAAGAUCUGCUGAAGUUUGCUGUGCCAUCCUGAAAGGUUACAUUCUGAUCUUCUUAGGAGCUGCUUCACCCGGCCGCACUGCCAAGCCACCCUCUCCUUGGCUGAAGACUCCAUUAGCUGGGUCACUUGGCUCCUCUGAGUCUGUCUUCCUUGUCCCCCUCAUCUCUCUCUUUAUCCCCCACCUUCCUCCCUUCUCCUAGUGAUAUAGCAAUAUGACAUUGGCAGGCAGGAGGUAAAGCAGCCUGGACAGAAAUUUUGGUUCUGAAAACAAGACAUGUCCAGGAAAAGGAGGAUGUAUGGUUAUUCUUACCUGAUCAUAUCUAACAGGAUUAUUGUAGAAUAAAUCAGAGGUGAAGAAAGCCAUGUAUAGUGCCUUCAGUUCAUUGAAGGUGUGAUAUAAAUGUAACUAAAAAUUAGAAGAAGAAGAAGAAGAAGAAGAAGAAGAAGAAGAAGAAGAAGAAACAACAACCCAUGGGUGUUGUUGAGAAUACUAAGGCACGUCUUACUGGACCCAGAGUGUCAAUUGGACUUUCAUCCUGGAAGUUUGGAUAGUGAUUGUACCUUGGAUGGUGCCCAACACGUCUUCCUGUAAUGUGUACUGUGCAGAGUGAGCAUUCCAAGGGAUGCAUUAGAGGAACUGUUCUUGUGCCAAGCAUAGAAAUAUGAAUGAAGACAGCUCAGUCAAAACAUCUACAGAGAAAGUCAGCAGUCCAGUUUCUAUCUGUGCAGAAGAUGAUCUAAAAAAACAACGAAAAAUUGUGGCUACUGUCCAUGACAGAGAAGUUGUUGUUUUCUAUCAUGAUGGGAGGUUUUAUGCUAUGGACUGCCGCUGUUACCAUGCAGGAGGUCCUUUACAUCUUGGAGAAAUAGAGGAUAUCAAUGGAGAGCCAUGCAUUAUUUGUCCCUGGCACAAGUACAAAAUAACUCUGGCCACUGGUGAAGGACUGUAUCAAGCAAUAAACCCAAGAGAGCCAUCUUUAUCUCCAAAAUGGCGAUCAAAAGGAGUAAAGCAAAGAACUCAUAGUGUUACUGUAGAGAAUGGAAAUGUUUAUGUAACUCUGUCUGAUUUAAAUGACAGUAUAGAUUCUGAUUACUAUGCAGAAAAGUUUAAGAAGAGUAUAAAUUAUGUGAAAAAAUGACACAAUUUGUGCUUCUUAAUAAACUUAAUUAAAAUAAAAUAACUAUAAUGAAAUGUAUCCUUCAUGCAAGGAAGCUUCAUUUCUGGGUGAUAAUAUGACAUUAAUUGAGUUAAUAAAUUUAUAAACAAACCUCAGUCUUUCUCAAAGAUGAGUAAGCAAGGAUGUAUUCAUGUCUUUGAGAAGAAAUUAUCAGUAGAGUAAGUAUACAGCAAGUUGACAUCCAAGUAUGCACAGUACUGACAUUUUUACAUUGAUACAGUUAAAGGUUAAAACUAACAGUCUUCAGAUACCUCCCCCUGAAUGUAAAAUACUUCUAGAAAGUAUUGUAAUGCUAAAAUGUUGUCUAUGUAAUUUUAGAUGCUAUUUUACAUAAUAAUAGUAUCAAAUUUUUUUAUUAUAAUUGAAAAGACAUUGAUGCUCCUUGGAGAACCACUCCAUCUGCCUUGACAGAUAAGGAGAGGUGUGCAGUCUGUGUGUUUUGUGGCUGAAUAUUAUACUAAUAAAUAUUCCAGAAAUGUGAA